ACUCCACUCCCCCCGCCUCACACGCGCGCCCGCCAUUGUUUGCUACCCUUGGCUUUCUAGCUAGCUCCCCUGCCCCCUCCACCGCUAGCUAGCUCGGCUAUAUCAUCAUUGCCUCGCACCGCACGCGGCUCUGCUCUGCUCCACUGCGCGCGAACAAUGGAGAGGUGGGCGCCGGAGCCGGCGAGGCCAAGGCGGCGGGCCGGCCAGCCGUCCUUCUCGUCCUCGCUGCUCGACGCCAUCUGCGACUCCAUGGACGAGCAGCCCGGUGGCGUAGGAACGACGGCGGUGAACACGGCCACCGAACGCGACGCGGCCGAGGCCAAGAAGCAGAGGGAAGCGGCCCUGCAUUGGUACUACUACUACAAGCCCUCCUUGGCCGCCAGCCACAGGGCGGCGCGCGCGGCACCGGCGCCGGGGGCAUCCGGGGACGACUGCACCGGCCGCGGGUACUUCUCAUCGUCGGAGGUCGAGUACUCCCUCCGCCGCCUCCGCCCCAUCCGCACCUCUGGCGGCGGCGGAGUGGCAGCGGCGCCUCCCUUGGAGAAGCAACAGCAGCCGGCGACGGAGAAGGCGAGGAGGGCGAGGAAGCCGGCCGCGGCCUCCGCCCGCGGCUGCCGCAGGCCGGCCUCCCCCGGCGCGCGGAUCGCUAGCCUGCUCAGCGCCAUCUUCUCCGGCAAGCGGCACUCGGCGAGGCAGCACCUGGCUCCGGCGGAGGAGGAGCUCGCGUGCUCGACGGCGCCGUCAAGCACCAUGCCCUGCCACGCUAAGACGCCGCCGUCGGCGCGGGCGCGGGCGCGGGCGAGCCGGAGCCGGAGCAGGACCGUGCGGUUCCUGGACAUCGACGGUGAGGUGGCCGUGGCCGCCGCUGCCGCAGGUUGCAGGCAAGUUCCGGUGGUGGAGGUGGAGGUGAAGGAGGUGCUGCUCCGGCCGGCCAAGGUCAAAGUCGGGCGCGACAGCGACGGCGGCGAGGAGAGCAGCGACGCGAGCUCCGACUUGUUCGAGCUCGAAAACCUCGCGGCCAUUGCUCCGGUGAACGGCGGGGGAUGUCGUGGUGGCGCGUGCGGGGACGAGCUACCGGUGUACGGGACGACCGGGGUUGGGCUCCGUCACGACAUUGGCCGGCGGCGUCCGUUCGGGUAUGGCAGCCUUGGCCAGAGUUAUAGAAGGGUUGUUUAAUUUGGAAUAGGUAAAUGGGGUAACUGUAAAAUAGUCUCAUACAAUCGGUAGUACUCUUUUUGUAUGGCAUUUCUUUUUCAGGAUUUCA
Molecule: messenger RNA, 1264 nt
Organism: Phragmites australis (common reed)
Lineage: Eukaryota; Viridiplantae; Streptophyta; Magnoliopsida; Poales; Poaceae
Product: protein BIG GRAIN 1-like
Exons: 1
Coding region: 157-1176 (339 amino acids)
Biological process (GO): auxin-activated signaling pathway
Source: RefSeq, a predicted model, not a curated record